AGUAAUUAUUGUUUCUAUGGUAACAGAAACACUCAAGAUGGCGGAGGACGAAGUUUAUUAUCUUAAAGAAGGUACAGUAGAACUGGAUAGUGAUGAUGGAUACAGCUACAAAGAAAUUGCUGUUCUUGAAGAAGGUGCACUCUUGUCCUCAGAUGGAGAAGAGGACUAUGACGUUACAAUUCAGCAGAUUGAAAUGUCGAAAUCAGUACAACUGCCAACAGGGGAAAAAGAGGAUGGUCCUAGUGGAGCAGAAAAGGCUCCAGUUCCUAACUGUGAGGUUGUUGAAGAUUUUGUGAGGAAUUUCCUUGUGUCAAUGGGCCUUCAGCAAACAGCACAUUCCUUUCAAACUGAAUGGUAUGAGUUAUCUGUUACCGGUCAGCUUGGCGAUCAACAUAAAUACACUGUUCCUGACGUCUAUGCUCAAAAUCGUAUUCUUUAUCAAAAAUUAGAAGCUCUCCAAGCACAAUUAAAGGGAUUUGAGAAAGCAGCAAAGGAUGCUAAAGAAAAGUAUGUGAGACUCAGAAAAGAGCGAGAUUAUCAUCGCAUGCACCACCGCAAGGUUCUUCAGGAAAAGGAAAAGUUGAUGUCAGAUAUUAAAAGAGUCAAGGAUCAUUUCUCUGUGUACGAGCCAGUCUUAAAAGACCUUCACAACAAAUACGAAAUGGCUACAAGAGAAAAACUUUUGACAAGCUUGGAAAGAGACAAAGCCAUUGCUGAAGUUGAAUGCUUGCAAGCCACGCUUCAGUCUCUAAGACCUUUAUCACAUUCAUCAGCAAAAACACCAACAGGCAAGCAACCACUGCCACCAAUCAGUAGCAAGCAAAGCUCUCCAGAAGCUAAAACUUUCAAGUCACUUCCAGUAGAACCUGCAAAUCCUUAUCGUCAUGCAACAACGCUGCCUUCAAGCACUCAUCUGACACGCACAGGAGGUUUUCAACUCAUUGGAACAAUUGAUGCACAUGACUAUUCAAUAUCAGCUGUUGCACUUCAUCCAACCAAGAGUAUACUGGCAACUGGAAGUGAUGAUCACACAUGGAGGAUAUGGGCCAUACCUAAUGGCGAACACAUCAUGACUGGAGAGGGUCAUGAUGAUUGGAUCUCUUCUGUACAAUUUCAUCCAAAGGGUGACUUGCUAGCUAGUACAAGUGGAGAUGGUACAAUCAAAUUGUGGAAUCUCUCGCAAUCAAUGUCCACCUUAACACUGUCUGAUCAUAGGCAGCCCGUGUGGGGUUGUAGCUGGCAUUGGUCUGGUAAGAUACUCUCUUCAGGAGGAAUGGAUCAUUGCUGCAGAAUAUGGGACAUUGAGAGCUCUCAGUGCAUCCUUACUCUAAGAGGUCACAAUGACUCUGUCAAUGCUGUGCACUUCUUGCCUUAUUCUAACACUGUUGCUACAUGCUCUGCUGAUAAGACUGUCUCAUUAUGGGACAUUAGGACUGGUUUGUGUAAUCAGACAUUUUAUGAUCAUCACAAUUCCUGUAAUGCCAUACUAGCAAACCAUCAAGCUACUGUCCUGUACUCCACUGACUGCUUUGGCAUUACUUUCAAGUGGGAUCUGAGAAAGAACACACAGACUGCACUGUGGGAUCUGGGACCAUUCCCUAUCAAUGGCAUGGCUAUUGAUCCAGCAGGGACGGUAUUAGCUUGUGGGUCAGGAUCAGGGAAGAUAAGUCUAGUUGAGCAGAUCAAGGGACAGAUCUCACACUUAGAAGUGCCUGGGAGCACUGAAGCUUUAUGCUAUGGACACAAAGCAGACACACUCUACUCAGUCGGUAGUACUGGAAACAUUGCAGUGUGGCAAUAACACACAUUAUGACUCUGCUGAUGAUGAUGAUGUGAUGAAUAGUAUUGAUGUUAUACUGUUAUUGGAUGAGAGAGUUAUUAUAGUC
This is a messenger RNA of Amphimedon queenslandica, 1886 nucleotides long. RefSeq names its product flagellar WD repeat-containing protein Pf20-like. NCBI's taxonomy places the organism in Eukaryota, Metazoa, Porifera, Demospongiae, Haplosclerida, Niphatidae. The transcript has 19 exons. The coding region runs from base 17 to 1801 and encodes 594 amino acids. Gene Ontology annotation, molecular function: protein binding. The record is from RefSeq and is a predicted model, not a curated record.